Peniophora sp. CBMAI 1063 is the source of this 1359-nucleotide messenger RNA. The record is from the annotation of a GenBank genome assembly. Lineage: Eukaryota; Fungi; Basidiomycota; Agaricomycetes; Russulales; Peniophoraceae.
AUGGACACGAUCAAGAACACGAUUGCAUCCGCGACGCAACCCAAAGGCCAGAAGAUCUUCCGCCUGCGCGGGACGGUGCAGGACUACGAGUGGGGUAAGCUGGGCUCGACGUCGCUUGCGGCCGAUCUUGCGCAGGAGGGCGUAGGCCCGGAAUUUGAGCUCGAGAAGGACCAUCCGUACGCCGAGCUAUGGAUGUCUACGCACGAGAACGGACCCGCGUCUACGUUUACCACACCCUCGCGCCAGCUUAGCGACAUGGUCAAAUCCGAGCCAGAGCACUACCUCGGCCAAACGGUGCUAGAGCGGUUCAAGGGCGACAAACAGGUCCCCUUCGUCUUCAAGAUCCUGAGCGCCGGCAAGGCUCUCCCCCUCCAAGCCCACCCGGACAAGAAGCUCGGCGAAGAGCUGCACAGACGUGACCCGGCGCAGUUCACCGACACGAACCACAAGCCCGAGAUCGCCGUCGCGAUCGGCCCGCCCGUGUCCGACGCCUUUGGCGGGCCGCCCGACACCGCGUUCCUCGGCUUCGCGGGGUUCAGGCCGCUCAGUGAUAUCCGGCGCACGCUGGACGCCGUGCCGGAGUUGCGAGCUGCGAUCGGCGACGAGCGCGCUGUGCGGGCGUUUCUUGAUAGGCCGAGUCAGGAGGGGUUGAGGGGGGUGUAUUAUGCGCUGUUGAGGAGGGGGAAGGAGGGGUAUGAGGAUAUGAAGGGGCAUGUGCAGGCGCUGUUUAAGGGCACUGGUGCUAGUCCGCCAGAGGAGGUCGACACGCUCGUGCGGCUCGCUAAGAGGGUGGACGAGCAGUACCCCGGCGACGUCGGCGUGUUCGCGGUGCCGUUCUUCAUGAACCUGUUCAGGCUGAAGAAGGGCGAGGCGAUUUACGUGGGCGCCGACGAGGUGCAUGCGUGGUUCGAGGGUGAUAUCAUCGAGUGCAUGGCCGCCUCCGACAACGUCAUCAACACCGCCUUCGUCCCGCCCGCCCAGCGCGACAUCGACACGUUCAACGAUAUGCUGACAUACACCUCGCGCCCGCCGUCGCACUGGGUCCUCCCCACAACACCCCUCGAGCGCUCCGUGCACGGACGCACGACCAAGAUCUCGCCGCCGCUCGCAGAGUUCGAGGUCCUGCACUCUGUGCUUGAGCCGGGCAAACCGGAUACGAUACGCGCGGCACGGGGGCCGAGUAUCGGGAUCGUGGCGAGCGGGGAGAGGGUGCGGUUCGAGGUUGAGCAUGAUAUGUUGGAGCUGCCGAGGGGCGGGAUCGUGUUCGUUGCGCCGGGGUGUGAGGUGAAGGUUGGGUAUGUGGGUGAUGGGGAGGGUGGUGCGGAGGUUUGGUGGGCUACGACGAACGAUUUGGAGUAG